UGGAAAUGAGGAAGUGGAUUUUGGUGGCGAGGGGCCCGAGUACUCGAGGGGCCCGAGUACUCGAGGCCAAGGGCCAGGGCCAGGGCCAGGGCCAGGGCGCCCCAGGGCCGGAGGGGGGGGGGGGGGGGACGGCCGCACGGGGCGUGUCUCCGUGUGUCCCCUUCCGCCGGGCGUGCCCGGGCGCGAGGCGGGGCCGGGGCGGUGCAGUCGCCAACCGGGCGCAGAGCAGCAGUGCGGCGUCGCCUUCUCCGACGUGCUCGCUCAGGUCAGUGUCGCCUCAGGAAGGAAAAGGUGGGAUAUCAUGGCUUCCGUCUGGGUUGGACACCGAGGAACAAUAAAAGAUUAUCCAGGCUUUAGCCCAUCAGUGGAUGCUGAAGCAAUCCAUAAGGCAAUCAAAGGAAUUGGAACUGAUGAAGAGGGGCUCAUCAGUGUUCUAACUGAGAGGUCAAACGUGCAGCGGCAGCUGAUCGUGAAGGAGUAUCAAGCGGCCUAUGAGAAGGAGCUGAAAGAUGACUUGAAAGGUGAUCUCUCUGGCCACUUUCAACACCUCAUGGUGGCUCUUGUGACUCCCCCAGCAGUGUUUGAUGCGAAGCAGCUGAAGAAGUCCAUGAAGGGUACUGGAACAGAUGAAGAUGCUUUGAUUGAACUCUUAACUACCAGGACAAGCAGGCAAAUGAAGGAGGUCUCACAAGCCUAUUACACAAUGUAUAAGAAGAGUCUUGGAGAUGCCAUUAGUUCUGAAACAUCUGGUGACUUCCGGAAAGCUCUUUUGACUUUGGCAGAUGGUAGAAGAGAUGAAAGUCUGAAAGUGGAUGAACAUCUGGCCAAAAAAGAUGCUCAGAUUCUCUAUAAUGCUGGCGAGAACAAAUGGGGCACGGAUGAAGAUAAAUUCACUGAGAUCCUGUGCUUACGGAGCUUUCCUCAACUGAAACUAACAUUUGAUGAAUACGGAAAUAUUAGCCAGAAGGACAUUGAGGAGAGCAUUAAAGGAGAAUUAUCUGGGCAUUUUGAAGACUUACUGCUGGCCAUAGUUCAGUGUGUGAGGAACACGCCUGCCUUUCUAGCUGGAAGACUGCGUCACGCUUUGAAGGGUGCUGGAACUGAUGAGUUUACUCUAAACCGAAUAAUGGUUUCCAGAUCAGAAAUUGAUCUUUUGGACAUUCGAUAUGAGUUCAAGAAGCACUAUGGCUAUUCCCUAUAUUCAGCCAUUAAAUCAGAUACUUCUGGAGACUAUGAACAUGCACUCUCAAAGAUCUGUGGAGGAGAAGACUGAGUCAAGAUGAUCCUCACACGUCACCUGCUCCCACGAAGGACUUCUCCAACAGCUCUGCUUCCUUCUUUCUUACAGUAUCUAAAGUACAAGCAAGUGGUGUAAAACAGCAACUUCUUUGCCGCACAGUAAUUUUCUUUGUUCCACAGCAACAACAAAAACAAAAGUAAUUACUUUAGAGCAACUCAUCCAUAAUGUUCUAGAUUAUAAAUGAAAUUUUAAGUGGUAUUAAGAAUUUACAAAUAUUUCUGCUUCAGAAGUAACAAUCUUUGUAUAAUUCUAAAUCAUGAAAUAUAAAGCAGGGUAAUAAAAAUGGUUACUUUGGGGCCAGAGAUUUAGCUCAGUGGCACCGCGUCUGCCUCGCAAGUACAAGGUCCUGAGUUUGAUCCACAGCACCAAAAAAAAAAAAAUGUUCCUCUUGUUACAUAUAAUUUGUCUACUUGUUUUUAGAGUCUACUAAAAUUGUGUGGAUCCAAUGAUACAGUAUCUUAACACACAUACUUGCUGUAAAAACUGUUGCUGCUUUUAAAAAUUUUUAUCUACUUCUUUAUUAAUCACGCACUUUAAAAAAAAUUAAAAUGCAAAUGUACGUGACCCUGGCCUGCUUUUUCUACUUGUGAUCAAACUAUAGGAGGGGCAUUGCUAUUAAUCUAACCAUUUCCUGUCUGAACAGGUGAUUCAUGCUAAAUAUGUCUCUCUCAGAAAUGGGUAUUUAGGACAAAUCAAGUGUUCUUUUCCCCUAAGUCUGCAAAAUUAUGCCUCUAAAAAAAAUCCCUCAUGUUAUCUUUGAGUGGGACCUAAUGAGAAGUACCUUGACUGACCUGAAAUAUAUGAGAUUAAAAAAAAUUCCACUUGUA
Heterocephalus glaber (naked mole-rat) is the source of this 2127-nucleotide messenger RNA. It is a transcript of the gene Anxa3, whose product is annotated as annexin A3. Gene Ontology annotation, cellular component: plasma membrane; cytoplasm; vesicle membrane. The record is from RefSeq and is a predicted model, not a curated record. NCBI's taxonomy places the organism in Eukaryota, Metazoa, Chordata, Mammalia, Rodentia, Bathyergidae. Gene Ontology annotation, molecular function: calcium-dependent phospholipid binding; phospholipase inhibitor activity; phosphatidylserine binding.